AUGGAUCCCGGUGAGACCCCUCACACACUCCAGACAGAAAUGAAGAACAGUUCUGAGGCUGAUGGACCCGAUCUGAAGGAUUGCAGGGUUAAGGCAAGGAAAAGGAAGGUCAGCAAAAAUAAUGACGGACAAGCAGGAAAGACAAAGAGAGAAUCUGACAAGGAGUCUGCCUCCAGCUUGGUGGACGUUGCCCCUACUAAAGCUGAAGUGAGAGACCGAAGGAAGAAAUCGUUGAGAGUGAGAAGAGUAAAGAACAGGAGGAGGGUCUUAAUAAAACGCCAAAGAGCUAACUUUGUACGCCAAUACUGGCAGCUGGAUCAGAUUGGCAAAGGAGGUUUCGGAUCCGUGUUUGCUGGCUUCCGCAAAGCAGACUGGCAGCCAGUUGCCAUCAAACACGUAGAGGAUAAAAGUCUCCUCAAACCAGUGUGCUUAAAUGGGAGGGAGCUCCCCACAGAGGUGGCCAUAAUGAUGAAACUAGCAGCUGAAAAAAAUGACUCUGAGGGGAUGUCUGCACCGAUAGAAUUACUGGACUGGUAUGACCUGGGCAACGAGUUGAUACUGGUGCUGGAGAGACCAUUCCAUUGCAAGGACCUUCUCAAUUACACAAAUGACCAUGGGACUGUACCGGAGUGGAAGGCCAAAAUCCUGAUGAGACAGCUCGUGGAUGCUGCUAUUGGACUGGAGAAGAGGCAAAUAUUUCACCGCGACAUAAAACUCGAGAAUAUCUUAAUUGAUACAGGAUCUAGGGUCCCAGAGGUUCGCCUCAUUGACUUUGGUAUGAGUAAAAUUGUAGAAAAAGACACAAUAUUCACCAUAUUCAGUGGCACCGAAGCAUACAAACCUCCAGAGUGGUGCUUCCAAUCUUGCUACACGCCUGGUCCAACCACAGUGUGGCAGCUUGGGGCUGUCCUCUUUGAAAUACUCCAGAGAAAAAACUUUUCUACAGAAGACUUUCUCCAAAGGAAACUGAAAAUGCCCUCUAAACCAUCCGAAAACUGCAAAGAUUUCCUUCGACUGUGUUUGAUGAAAGACCCCGCGCUGCGCUCCACCCUGACAGAGCUCCAGCAUCACCCAUGGCUGAGAUGA
Molecule: messenger RNA, 1086 nt
Organism: Platichthys flesus (European flounder)
Lineage: Eukaryota; Metazoa; Chordata; Actinopteri; Pleuronectiformes; Pleuronectidae
Product: serine/threonine-protein kinase pim-2-like
Exons: 2
Coding region: 1-1086 (361 amino acids)
Biological process (GO): protein autophosphorylation; regulation of mitotic cell cycle; negative regulation of apoptotic process
Cellular component (GO): cytoplasm
Molecular function (GO): ATP binding; protein serine/threonine kinase activity
Source: RefSeq, a predicted model, not a curated record